Quercus robur (English oak) is the source of this 1895-nucleotide messenger RNA. Its product is annotated as NDR1/HIN1-like protein 6. The transcript has a single exon. The record is from RefSeq and is a predicted model, not a curated record. Lineage: Eukaryota; Viridiplantae; Streptophyta; Magnoliopsida; Fagales; Fagaceae. Bases 631 to 1734 code for a protein of 367 amino acids.
AUAAUAUUUUUAGUUCUCAAUUUUCAACAAUAUGUAGUAUUCAAACAUAUCCACAUCUCAUCAACUAAUUUAUGAAAUUGUGCGCAAAACAUUAGGCAAAUGAGAGAGGGUGGUAAUGGUGUAAAGAAGGUUUAAAAAAAAGUGCCUUGUCGGAUAAUGUAUGUACUUUAACCAGGAUGUUUGGUGUUCUGUAACAGAACUUGUUUCUUUGUGUGGAAGUAGAGCAAAAGCGAAAAGUCAUGCUUGCCAUCAGUAAAGGUCUCAUUGACACACUGAAAAUCAGAGGAUUUGCUUGGCAUAAUAGUCUUUCCAUAACACAAAAUGUUAAUUUAAGUACUAGAAGUGGCCCCAAGCCCUGUAUGAGUUGCCAGCAUCUGAUACGGUAUCCUGCAAUAUGUGGGUUCAUAAACAACUGAGUGUAACUCACCUUAGUAGAGAAUUAAAAGUAAAAGGUGUCGCCAAGAUUACUUGCCUCCAAUACUUAGCUUAUGUUCGAUUCUUUGCCCUGUACAUGAAUCAUUCUUGAAGUUCUCAUGAAGUCAUCCUCUCUCCCAUUAGCAAUAAUAACUGCUCUACAUAUUUCCCCUCCUAAUCUUCGUCAUUGCCCAGGCACGAAUAUCCAUAAUAGCCAUGCUGCAUCAGGAACGUGAUAGCGACCCUGAUCAGCAACCUGAAACCAACCCUUAUUUUCGCCCACUGUCACUAGACCAACGUUCCCAGCGCCCACCAUCGCAAGACCAACGUUCCCAGCGCCCACCGUCACAUGACCAACGUUCCCAGCCACCCUUUUCACAGGGACAGCCACCCAAUCAAUGGCCACAACCACCUUCCAAAAAGGGAAAAAAAUCCAAGCAGGGUGGUCAAGAGCAACGCCAGCCAUCGCGUCCACGGCAACAAGAUCAACAGUCCCCUGGGUCUGCAGACCAUUUUCCCCUGAAUGCUGCUCUGCCAUCUAGCCAAUCGAAGCCAAAUCAGCAACGUCUCAACUCACAAGACCCCUCUUCACCGCCACCUGUCCCAUCUACCCUGCCUUCUGGCCAAAGGACGCAAAAUGAGCAGCCCCCGCCACAUGGGUCUUCAUCGCCACCUAACUGGAGGCAACAUCCGCAGCGGCAGGGUCAAUACCAAUCAGGCCUGACGAUAUUGCCACGAGAGCAUCAUCAUCGACACAAACCUUUAAUGUGGUUUCUUGCAGUGUUCUGUGCAAUUCUUUGGGUUGUCAUAAUCGUAGGAGGCCUAAUUGUCCUCAUAGUCUAUCUUGUUUAUCGGCCACGGCUCCCCCGGUUUGAUAUAUCUGCUGCCACCUUGAAUGCAGCCUAUCUUGACAUGGGCUAUCUGCUCAAUGCUGAUGUUACUAUGCUCGCAAACUUCUCAAAUCCAAACAGGAAAGUGAACGUUGAUUUCAGUUACAUGUACAUUGAUCUAUACUAUGGAAGUACCCUUAUUGCUACUCAAUAUGUUCCACCAUUCUACGCCACACGGGCCCAAUCCAAGUUUGCUUAUAUUCAUAUGGUGACUAGUCAGGUUGGGAUUCCACUGGUAGCGGCUCGAAGGCUUAAGAAGCAGAUAGAAGCUGAUGGGGUCCAGUUUCAAGUGAAAGGUUAUUUCAGGGCACGAUCUACUUUGGGGAGGCUCCUAAAAUACUCGUAUUUGUUGCAUACUCAUUGCUAUAUUCUCAUGUCUGGACCUCCUACCGGGGCUUUGAUUAGGAGCGAAUGCAAAACGAAACACUGAAGAAGCAUAUUGGAUUAUUAUAAACACCAUCCACACUUAUGACGUUUGGGCACUCAUGUAGCCGUGGACCGUGAGUGUGAAUUGCUUUUCUCGGACUAUAGAGAGUAUUAUUUCGCCAUAUGCUACAACAUCGAGUAAUUUUUUUCGUCACAUUACCAAAA